AUGGCAGUAUGUGUCGGCUUGUCUAAUUUUAUUGGUAAAUUUGUGCUAAAAAGUGUUGCACAGGGAGCGGCAAUUACAUGCUAUGUGGCACUGCAUCAACAAGUUAAGGGUAUAAGUGGUGAGUAUUUUUCAGACAGUAAUGUAGCUAAAACGGUCACCUCUUAUGUUAAAGAUGCAGAUUUGGCAAAGAAACUGUGGGACUUCAGUGUGAGCUUGACACAACCCAAGAGGAGGUGCAAGCAUCCACUAUCAUCGAAGAAUGAGAGGUAUGCAUUGAACGUGAUGGCCACCUUGCCGCCCAACAUGGUGGAGGUGGUUGGAAGUUGUAGACAUGAUGGUGACCAGAGGAAGAGAGAGUAUGGGCGAAGGUCGGGUACCUUGGAUGCCUCCCAUUAUGGUAAUCGAGGCUACUGCGAGCAUGGACAAGGACAGGGCGCCAAUGUGGGGGUGCCAGAUAUGGGCGCUGCUGUGGAGUUCCUUUGGGCAUCACUGGGGAGCGUGGUGGCCUGGUGUGGUGACAGAGGAACAUCCCAAGCGGCAUGGAGAGAUGGGUGA
Messenger RNA from Ilex paraguariensis (yerba mate), 555 nucleotides. The record is from the annotation of a GenBank genome assembly. Lineage: Eukaryota; Viridiplantae; Streptophyta; Magnoliopsida; Aquifoliales; Aquifoliaceae.